This is a messenger RNA of Gracilinanus agilis (Agile Gracile Mouse Opossum), 1575 nucleotides long. RefSeq names its product 24-dehydrocholesterol reductase (gene DHCR24). Gene Ontology annotation, cellular component: cytoplasm; membrane. The coding region runs from base 1 to 1422 and encodes 473 amino acids. The record is from RefSeq and is a predicted model, not a curated record. NCBI's taxonomy places the organism in Eukaryota, Metazoa, Chordata, Mammalia, Didelphimorphia, Didelphidae. The transcript is spliced from 9 exons. Gene Ontology annotation, biological process: steroid metabolic process. Gene Ontology annotation, molecular function: FAD binding; Delta24(24-1) sterol reductase activity.
AUGGUGACCCCUGUGAAACUGACAUCUGAGAGUGCUCCUUCUGUGAAACUGACAUCUGAGAGUGUUCCUUCUGUGAAACUGACAUCUGAGAGUGGUCCUUCUGUGCGGGAAUGGAAGGAAGAAGGAAGCAAGACCUUCAUGUGCACAGGCCGGCCCGGCUGGCUCACCGUCUCUCUGCGGGUCGGGAAGUACAAGAAGACCCACAAAAACAUCAUGAUCAACCUGAUGGACAUCCUGGAAGUGGACACCAAGCGGCAGAUCGUCUCUGUGGAGCCUUUGGUCACUAUGGGCCAGGUGACGGCGCUGCUCAAUUCUGUCGGCUGGACGCUGCCCGUUCUCCCAGAGUUGGAUGACCUCACAGUAGGAGGCCUCAUCAUGGGCACCGGCAUCGAGUCGUCGUCCCACCGCUUCGGGCUGUUCCAGCACAUCUGCACGGCCUACGAGCUGGUCCUGUCGGACGGGAGCUUCGUGAGAUGCACCCCGACGGAGAACUCGGACCUGUUCUACGCCGUGCCCUGGUCCUGCGGCACGCUGGGCUUCCUGGUCGCCGCUGAGAUCCGGAUCAUCCCCGCCAAGAAGUACGUGAAGCUGCGGCUGGAGCCCGUGCGCGGCCUCCAGGAGAUCUGCGCCAGGUUCACCGAGGAGUCCCAGAGGAAGGAGAACCACUUCGUGGAAGGCCUGCUGUACUCCCUGGAGGAGGCGGUCAUCAUGACGGGGGUCAUGACGGACGACCUGGAUCCCAGCAAGUUGAACAGAAUUGGUGACUACUACAAGCCCUGGUUCUUCAAGCACGUGGAGGAAUACCUGAAGAAGGACCAGAAAGGGCUGGAGUACAUCCCCUUGCGACACUAUUACCACCGCCACACCCGUAGCAUCUUCUGGGAACUCCAGGACAUCAUCCCCUUCGGCAACAAUCCCAUCUUCCGUUACCUCUUUGGCUGGCUGGUACCUCCCAAGAUCUCCCUGUUAAAGCUGACUCAAGGCGAGACCCUGCGCAAAUUGUAUGAACAGCAUCAUGUGGUACAAGACAUGUUGGUCCCCAUGAAGGUGCUGGAGAGCGCCAUUCAGACCUUCCACAACGAUCUCCAUGUCUAUCCCAUCUGGCUGUGCCCAUUCAUCUUGCCCAGUCAGCCAGGCAUGGUCCACCCCAAGGGGGAUGAGACAGAGCUCUACGUGGACAUCGGGGCCUACGGAGAGCCACGGGUGAAGCACUUCGAAGCCAGGUCUUGCAUGAGGCAGAUGGAGAAGUUUGUCCGAAGUGUGCACGGGUUCCAGAUGCUGUACGCCGACUGCUACAUGAACCGGGAGGAGUUCUGGGAGAUGUUUGACGGCUCGCUGUACCACAGGCUUCGGAAGGAGCUGAACUGCAAGGACGCCUUCCCCGAGGUGUUUGAUAAGAUCUGUAAGGCCGCCCGCCACUGAGCCUUCCCGUCCCCCGACCCCGCCGGGGCCCGGCACCCCCCGGCCUCCCCCUGCCCGGCCAGGCUCCGCUGCUCUGCCCACCCGUCCGCCUUCUUCGCAAUCGCCUUUCUCUGCAGACGAGAAGGAUCCGCCUCCUCCUCCCGCCCCGCGCAG